Messenger RNA from Eurytemora carolleeae, 2005 nucleotides. RefSeq names its product putative U5 small nuclear ribonucleoprotein 200 kDa helicase. Gene Ontology annotation, cellular component: nucleus. Lineage: Eukaryota; Metazoa; Arthropoda; Copepoda; Calanoida; Temoridae. Gene Ontology annotation, molecular function: ATP binding; nucleic acid binding. The record is from RefSeq and is a predicted model, not a curated record.
GUCCAGUAUUCUGUCAGGAGACUACUCCUAAAUUCCUAACUAGAGAUAGCUACGAAUUUCUGCUUAAUGACCGCCACUGUUUAAAAGACUCAUUUAUUUCUUUUAUUUUUUCUUCAACUUUAAACUCAAACUUUUAUUUCGACCCUUUUUUCUUUAAAAUGUUCAAAUUUGAAUUUUUGAUAUUUCAGAGUUUCAGUUAAAAAUCCAAUAUGGCGGAUCAGACCGCUAGGUCUUUGCAGUACGAGUACAAGGCGAACUCGAAUCUUGUAUUACAAGCUGAUCUUAGGCUCAUCGAGCGAAGAGCAAAGGAUGAAGCUACAGGUGAAGUGCACUCCCUGGUGGGGAAAAUGGUGGGAACGAAGAUGGGAGACAGAUAUCUCCGGGAUAAACCGAAGAAGAGCGACGAGAAGAGGGAGAAGAGACAGAAGAGAGACGAGGCCCAGCAGAAGUUCAAGGGCGGGAAGGCCCAGCUGACCGACAAGUUGAGCGAGGUUGCCGGAGUAUUCUAUACACCCAAAACACAGGAGACUAAACAGACCUACGAGAUCCUUCUCUCCUUUAUACAGGAGGCACUGGGUGACCAGCCCAGGGAUAUCUUGGCCGGAGCAGCCGACGAGAUUCUUAUGUCUCUUAAGAACGAUAAGGUGUCGAGCAAGGAAAAGAAAAAAGAGACAGAGGCAUUUCUGGGCCCUUUGGCAGAAGAAAGGUUUGCACUGCUGGUCAACCUGGGGAAGAAAAUUACAGAUUUCGGCCAUGAUCCGAAUGUAAAUAAGGACGAGGGUAUAGAUGAGACCUACGGUAUACCUGUACAGUUUGAUAACUAUGAGGAGGAGGGGGAUGGAGAGGAUGUAUAUGGCGAGGUUCGAGGGGAGAGAGGAGAAGAUUCUGACGAGGAUAUGAGUGAGGAUGAACCAAUGCUAGGCGAGGAUACUGGAAUACGAGGAUAUUCGGAUGUCAAGUCUAGUGAUUCAUUCGCUAAAAAUGAGAAAGGUUUACAUCCUCUGGAUAUUGAUGCUCACUGGUUGCAGAGAAAGCUGAGUAAAUAUUAUGAGGAGGCAAUAACAAGCCAGAAGAAAAGCAUUGAGGUUCUGGAGAUCCUACAGAAGUCUGAUAAUCAGCGAGAGUUAGAAAAUCAGCUUGUUCUCCUUCUAGGAUACGAUUGUUUUGAUUUCAUCAAGAUGCUUUUAAAAAACAGGAACAUGAUAAUGUACUGCACCCUGCUGGCUAGCGCCCAGAGUGAGAUAGAGAAGACGUCCAUCCGCGCGAAGAUGUCCCAAGAUCCCGACCUUGUAAGUAUUCUCAAACAGUUGGAAGGAGAAGGAGGAGAUGAAGAAGGAGCAGGAGGAGGUUUACAGAAAACAUCUAAAGGAGGGAAUCGUGAGAGUCAAAUGUGCGAGGAGGUUGCUAGGUGGAUGAAGCAGAAGAAAGGAUAUGAGGAGGUUCAUGUCCCUGCUCUUAAACCUAAACCGUUUGGUGCUGACGAGCAAUUGAGAGUUACCAGCAUGACCCAGCCCGUCUUCAAGGGAUUUAAGGCUAUCAAUAGAAUACAGUCCAGGCUCUACAAAGCCUGUAUGGAGUCUGACGAGAACCUGCUGUUGUGCGCCCCGACAGGCGCUGGUAAGACUAACGUGGCGCUGCUGACAAUGCUCCAUGAGAUCGGGAAGCAUGUGAACGAGGAUGGGAGCAUCAACGCAGAUAAUUUUAAGAUUAUCUAUGUUGCGCCUAUGCGGUCUCUAGUACAGGAGAUGACAGGAAACUUCGGGAAACGUCUGGCAAAAUAUAAUAUUACGGUUUCUGAACUGACAGGGGAUAAUCAGUUGACCAAGGAGCAGAUUGCACAGACCCAGAUUAUUGUGUGUACCCCUGAGAAGUGGGAUAUUAUCACCAGGAAAGGGGGGGAAAGAACCUACACUCAACUCGUCAAACUCGUCAUCUUUGACGAAAUCCAUCUUCUUCAUGACGAGCGUGGUCCUGUAUUGGAGACUCUAGUUGCUCGAUCCAUUAG